AUGCCUAAAGCCAAAAAGCCCGACCCCAAAGCGCCCCCGCCAACCCGCAAGUCCCCCGUGGCUCCUCCAAACUGGCCGCCGCUUCGCCCACUCCUCCCUGCCACCGACCUGACCCUCACUCCUCUUCUCACCGACCAGAUCUAUCUGAUUCGCAACUUCUUCCCCGGCACCCUGUGCAAGUCCUACGCCUCAUUCCUAGCCUCACUGCCUUUAACUACCACACCCGGCAAGCCAAAGAAGGAUGAGGCGGUGCGCGUGAAUGACCGGUUCCAGAUAGAAGAUACGCGGUUUGCGGAGAUGGUGUGGAGUGAAACGGCGUUGAAGGAGCUAGUCACCACCCGCUUUGACGAAGAUGAAUACAACUACGAUGAUUAUGAUGAUAAUGAAGAAAGCAAACCACCCGCAGAUCUGUCGCAAAAAUGCAAGCAGACCUGGGGCGGAGAGCCAUUGGGCCUGAACCCAAAUAUUCGCAUCUAUCGAUAUUCCCCCGGUCAAUUCUUUGCACAGCAUUAUCUAGAUGACGAAUCCAAUGCCUUGACCUUCCUGCCACCCUCGUCUACCAAGUCCGUGCCGGCGCGGACAACCUGGACCCUACUCAUCUACUUGACCACCUGCUCCGGCGGCGAGACUGUCUUCUAUCCUGAACCUACACGUGCAGAUCCAAAUCCAGAGCCAAUAUCCGUGGCGCCCGAGGCGGGGCUGGCGUUAUUGCAUCGCCAUGGGGAUCAUUGUAUGCUGCAUGAGGGGAUGGAGGUCACCAGUGGGGAGAAGUGGGUGCUGAGAAGUGAUCUGGUAGUUGCGCGGUGA
Molecule: messenger RNA, 807 nt
Organism: Penicillium waksmanii
Lineage: Eukaryota; Fungi; Ascomycota; Eurotiomycetes; Eurotiales; Aspergillaceae
Exons: 2
Coding region: 1-807 (268 amino acids)
Biological process (GO): peptidyl-proline hydroxylation to 4-hydroxy-L-proline
Cellular component (GO): endoplasmic reticulum
Molecular function (GO): procollagen-proline 4-dioxygenase activity; iron ion binding; L-ascorbic acid binding
Source: RefSeq, a predicted model, not a curated record